Molecule: messenger RNA, 1655 nt
Organism: Fukomys damarensis (Damara mole-rat)
Lineage: Eukaryota; Metazoa; Chordata; Mammalia; Rodentia; Bathyergidae
Gene: B4galnt1
Product: beta-1,4-N-acetyl-galactosaminyltransferase 1
Exons: 11
Coding region: 43-1644 (533 amino acids)
Biological process (GO): ganglioside biosynthetic process
Cellular component (GO): Golgi membrane
Molecular function (GO): hexosyltransferase activity
Source: RefSeq, a predicted model, not a curated record
CAGGGUGUGGAGCCGCCCCUCUGCAGCCCACCUCCGCCCAGGAUGUGGCUUGGCCGCCGGGCCCUCUGCGCGCUGGUCCUGCUGCUCGCCUGCGCUUCGUUGGGGCUCCUGUACGCGAGCACCCGAGAAGCACCGGGCCUCCGGACCCCUUCUGCGCUGUGGACAUCCCAGCAGGGCGCCCCCAAGCCCGAACUGCCAGACCUUGCCCCUGAUCCCCGUUACUCGCACAUCCCGGUCAGGAUCAAGGAGCAGGUGGUGGGGCUGUUGGCUCAGGACAACUGCAGUUGUGAGUCCAGUGGGGGGAGCCUCCCUCUUCCCUUCCAGAGACAGGUUCGAGCCAUUGAUCUCACCAAGGCCUUUGAUCCUGAAGAGCUGAAGGCUGCCUCUGCUGCCCGGGAGCAGGAGUUCCAGGCCUUCCUUUCAAGGAGCCAGUCCCCUGCUGACCAGCUGCUCAUAGCCCCUGCCAACUCUCCCCUACAGUACCCCAUGCAGGGUGUGGAGGUUCAGCCUCUGAGGAGCAUCUUGGUGCCAGGACUGAGCCUGCAGGCAGCUUCUGGUCAGGAGGUCUAUCAGGUGAACCUGACUGCCUCCCUGGGCACCUGGGAUGUGGCAGGAGAAGUAAUUGGAGUGACUCUCACUGGAGAGGGUCAGGCAGAUCUCACCCUUGCCAGCCCAGAGCUGGAUCAACUCAACCGGCAGCUGCAGCUGGUCACUUACAGCAGCCGAAGCUACCAGGCCAACACAGCAGACACAGUCCGGUUCUCCACAGAGGGACACCAGGCUGCCUUCACCAUCCGAAUAAGACAUCCUCCCAACCCCAGGCUGUACCCGCCUGGGUCUCAACCCCAGGGAGCCCAGUACAACAUCAGCGCUCUCGUCACCAUUGCCACCAAAACGUUCCUUCGAUACGAUCGGCUACGGGCCCUCAUCGCCAGCAUCCGACGCUUCUACCCCACCAUCACCGUGAUCGUCGCGGACGACAGCGACAAGCCAGAGAGCAUCAGCGGCCCUCACGUGGAACACUAUCUCAUGCCCUUUGGCAAGGGCUGGUUCGCAGGACGGAAUCUGGCUGUGUCCCAAGUAACCACCAAGUAUGUGCUGUGGGUGGACGAUGACUUUAUCUUCACCGCGCGCACGCGGCUGGAGAGGCUUGUGGACGUGCUGGAGCGGACGCCGCUGGACCUGGUGGGAGGUGCGGUGCGCGAGAUCACAGGCUUUGCCACCACGUACCGGCAGCUGCUGAGAGUGGAUCCUGGUGCCCCAGGCCGUGGGAACUGCUUCCGGCAAAGGCGCGGCUUUCACCACGAGCUCCUUGGCUUCCCAGGCUGCGUGGUCACAGACGGCGUGGUUAACUUCUUCCUGGCGCGCACCGACAAGGUGCGAGAGGUCGGCUUCGACCCUCGCCUCAGCCGUGUGGCACAUCUGGAGUUCUUCCUGGACGGACUUGGUUCCCUUCAGGUUGGCUCCUGUUCAGAUGUCAUUGUGGAUCAUGCAUCCAAGUUGAAGCUGCCGUGGGGAUCAAGAGAUGCAGGGGCAGAGACUUAUGCCCGGUACCGUUACCCAGGAUCACUGGAUGAAAGUCAGGUGGCCAAACACCGCCUGCUCUUCUUCAAACACCGGCUGCAGUGCAUGACUGCGGAAUGAUGGCCACAGAG